UUGGAGAAGAGGGAGGAGGGGUCUGGCCCUUGCCUGCCUCUCCCCCGGGGGCCCUGGAGAGAGAAGGGGGGUCCCUCCCCCCGGGUCGGGAUUCAAGGGGGGGUAGACGAGACCCCCCCCCCCGGCCAAGGAGGGGGCUCCCCUCUCCGUGGGGGAGGAGGAGGAGGAGGGGCUCCCCAGGGAAGGGGCGAGGGCCCAGCCCUUCCAAAGGAGGAGGGGGGAGAGGGAAGGUGGCUUUGGAGGCUGCGGUUCCCGGAUCGCCAGCCACGACUUCCUCCAAGGCCCCGAGGGCGGCCCCAGGAGGCUCAGAGCAAGCGAGGGCCGGAGGAGGGUCCCAGAGGCCUUGGGCAGAAGGGACGGGGCAGGCUUCGGGGCUGUAGAUCCGCCCGGCCUCCCUUGGCCAUCCUGCCUUGGGAGGGAGAGCUCUGCCAAUGGCUCUGGCCAGGGCUGCCUCCCCCGAGAGCCGAGAGGGGCCUUCCUUCCAGGCCGGGGCGGCAGGGCAGCCAGCAAGGAGAAGCUCGCCCCUGCCCUGGAUGGGAUCAGCUCCUGAGGGAGGCCCUGGGGCCCGAAAUGCCCAGGGCUUCUUCAAGACUGAAUUGCGGUUGGUGGGGUUUUGGGGCCACGUGGCCAUGUUCUAGAAGAGUCUAGGACUGACAUCUCACCUACAUCUGUGGCUGGCUUCUUCCGAGAAUGCCGGCAUGGAAGAGAGGGGUCCAUCUACACUGGGGGGGGGGGGUAUAUAUACUGUGUGGCCCUAAGUUGGGAGGACCUACCCCACCCACUUCCAUGCCAGCCUUCUCUGAAGAUGCCAAAGCCACAGAUGCUGGCAAAACAUCAGGAACAAACUCUUUUAGAACAUGGCCACAGAGCCCCCCAAAACCCACAAAUACUAUGAAUGGCAGCCAUGGGAGCCUUCGACUGAGCACCCCCUCCCCUUCACUGGCAGCCUGAGACCCCCCCACUCAAGGAAACGGCCUCAGCUGAGGGCAAGAUGGAGGGUUCGACCACCGGCUCCCACAGCCCCACGGGGCUCAGCUAUGCGGUGGCGGCGUCGCAGAUCCUGGGCCUGGCCGUGGUCACCAUGAUGGGGGCCUGGAUGGGUCACUUUCGGGGAGGCCUGGCCUGGGACAGCCCUCAGCUCCAGUUCAACGUCCACCCGCUCUGCAUGACCCUCGGGAUGGUCUUCCUCCAGGCGGACGCCCUCCUGGUCUUCCGCGUGUUCAGGAACGAGAGCAAACGUGCCACCAAGAUCCUCCAUGGCCUCCUUCACAGCCUGGCCCUUGUCGUCGCUUUGGUGGGGCUGGUGGCCGUCUUCCAGUACCACAAGAAGCAGAACUUCCCUGACCUCUACAGCCUCCACAGCUGGUGCGGCAUUCUGGCCUUCAGCUUCUACUUCCUACAGUGGCUGGUGGGCUUGGGGUUCUUCCUCUUCCCGGGGGCCUCCUUCUCCCUCCGCAGCUGGUAUAAGCCGCAGCACGCAUUCCUGGGGGCCGCCAUCUUUCUUCUCUCUGUUGCCACGGCCCUCCUGGGCAUCCUGGAGCUCCUUCUCUUCAAGAUCAAGGAUACCUAUGGUUCCUUUGCCCCCGAAGGGGUCCUGGCCAAUGCCUUGGGGCUCCUACUGGCAGCCUUUGGGGCCAUCCUGGGCUACAUCCUCACCCGAGAGGAGUGGCGGCGCCCCCUCCGGGGCGAAGAAAUGGCCCUCUCCAUGGACUUCAAGACCCUGACGGAGGAGGAGCCUGGCGAGCGGAGUCCUGCAGACCCUCGCUGAACCCCCCCCCCAGGAGCCCUGCACUCCGCUUGCCCCUUCCUCUGGCCCUUAUGUUCUGUGACUGUUUCCUGUUGCUUGGUGGCACUGCAAGCUGGACCCCUGCUCUUCCCUGGCCCCCUGCUUGCGUGAAGUGGGGGGCUGCCAUGUUCCCUGUGGGCAAAAGGGGUGGCACUGUGCCUUCUCCCUGGAUCUUCCCUUGGAGGGCCUCUCUCCAGCCACUGACCUCGUCUGGCUCCGUGCUGGAGAAGACUUGGAGGGGAGGGAACACAUCCCUAAGGGGGUCCCUUUGCCCAUAGAGGGGCACUUGGGAGGUGGGGAAGGCAGGAGGGCACUCACUUGCCCUAUGGCCACUACAGACCCCUUGGAGCUGUCUAGAUAUUUUGGAGCCCGGGGUGAGAUGGGGUGGGGGGAUUGCACUUCCAUCUCUUUGCUGAGAGGAGAAGAUGGUGGCCGGGGGUCUCCUCUGCCAGCCCCAUGUGCCCCUUUCCCUUCCUCUCUUCCCCUCUGGGCUCCCAGCGGGGCAUUUGGAAGCCUCUGCUUUGCCUUUUUGGGAGAGGGGGGUCCGGUCCUGGCCCCCUGACUGGGCUUUGCAGGGGGGCCUUUCUGGUAUGUGGGGGCUAUGGACUUGAAAGGGGGCUUUGUUUUUGGGAAGGGGCUACAUGCUGGAAAUUUGCUGGGCUGGGAGCCUGGCAGGGCUUUAUGGGGCUUUAUUUGCUGCUUGCGGUUGCUCCCCCUCGGGGCUUCUUCCUCUUUUCUCCCCUUCCGUCUUGCUCUUCCCCAAAGGUUUGAAAAAGCUGGGCCCUCAGGCAAAGAAGGAAAAGAAGAAGAAAGGAGGGAGGGAAGGAAGGAAGAAGUUGCUGCCACUGGGGCAGGGUGCCCUCCUCCUGCCCUGCGAUGAAGGCAACUGAGGUUGUUCCUGGCAGAAAGAGGGGAAAUGGUCCUGCCGCUCCUCUCUUGCAGUGAGGCAGUGGCUGCGAAUGCUAGGGGGCUGCUUUCUGGGCGACAGGAAGAUGAGCAUCUUGGGGACCAGUGGUGCCACUCCAGCCGGUGCCACGCAUGGGAUGCUGUCUCUCUCUUCCUUGGGACUCCUCGAGCUUCAUCUGCAGAGCUUUGUUUGUCUGCAGGGCAUCCCAAAAAGUGCCAUCUCUCGGUUCUCAUGAUGGAAAAG
Molecule: messenger RNA, 2936 nt
Organism: Sceloporus undulatus (fence lizard)
Lineage: Eukaryota; Metazoa; Chordata; Lepidosauria; Squamata; Phrynosomatidae
Product: transmembrane ascorbate-dependent reductase CYB561
Exons: 6
Coding region: 992-1768 (258 amino acids)
Cellular component (GO): lysosomal membrane
Molecular function (GO): oxidoreductase activity
Source: RefSeq, a predicted model, not a curated record